Molecule: messenger RNA, 285 nt
Organism: Entrophospora sp. SA101
Lineage: Eukaryota; Fungi; Glomeromycota; Glomeromycetes; Entrophosporales; Entrophosporaceae
Source: the annotation of a GenBank genome assembly
AUGCAUAAAGAUGAAAGACAAAGAUGGCUAUUGAGACAUUUUUAUGAAGAGGUUAUUAAUUUUAUGAAAUUUAUUGAUUUUAACAAAGACCCAAAUAAAGAAUUUAAAAAGUCUACAAUAGGAGCUCAUCCAAUCGUUGCCGAAUCGAAUAUGAAUAAAUUUCACACACAAUUCAUUAAAGAUUUCUACGAACUUCUCAAUGAUAAUCUUAAUAUAAGACAAUUUCAAAAUAUCAAAGGGGAUGUAGAAAAGAUUGACAAUGCAGUGAAAAGAGCAAAGAAAUGA